Messenger RNA from Caenorhabditis briggsae, 561 nucleotides. The transcript has 6 exons. Lineage: Eukaryota; Metazoa; Nematoda; Chromadorea; Rhabditida; Rhabditidae. The record is from RefSeq and is a predicted model, not a curated record. Bases 1 to 561 code for a protein of 186 amino acids.
AUGAACAAAAAUGGAACAGAGCUUUUUUACUGUGUCGAGCGAGAAAGACGAGCUCGAUGUGAUGCAGCUCAUCUUUUCGACAGAAGGAACAACACGUUCACUGUUAAGAAGCAACAUGUGAGACACGACGAGGAUUUUGUCAGAAGUGAAGCAUUCCUCGUGCGCCAGGAAUUGAAAAAAUGUUCGAAUGACGGAAAACCCCGCGAAGUGGUUGAUGAUGUUAGAGCCAAGUUCUCUGUAGUUGCUUCAGUUGCUUGUGGAUCCUAUGACGCAAAGCGAAAAAUCAUUGACACUGCGAAAGGAAGAAAAGAAGACGAUGUUAUUGAGAUGGAUAAGGGUGGAAGCAUUGCAAACGAGUUCUCACAAACUAAAGAUGGACAGAGGUUUCUAGUAAAAGAUGAGCAGUUUCAAACAGCAACUGGCUCAUCACGGAUUCUUCUGAGCUAUGGCAAAAAUGCCGACACAUACCUUUUGUGCUCUGAGCAUCAUAACUCGAGAGCCCGACUUCCAACAGUUUUCAAAAUUUUUUUGGUGCAUAUGUGGACGUUGAAAAUCAUUUGA